Messenger RNA from Effrenium voratum, 1594 nucleotides. NCBI's taxonomy places the organism in Eukaryota, Dinophyceae, Suessiales, Symbiodiniaceae. The record is from the annotation of a GenBank genome assembly.
CCUGAAUAGGGGUGCCCGCCAUACACCGAGAUGCCUCCAGCACAGCUUAUCCACUGAGAACCCAGCAAGUGGUGGAUCUGAAGCAAUGUACAACCAACCACCACUUCUGAAGAAAACGGACGUGGACAAGCACGAUCCUCACGCCCACUGCCAACAUACUCAUUCAAUUACAAUGCAAGGCCGACCAGUAGGACUUGGAGUAUCAAGCAAGAUACCGGCACAUAUGCUGAGGGCGAGGAUCAAGUACUGGUGAAGCCAGUGCAUGGUAAUACCAUUGCUCUUCCACACCACAUCCAGAGGUAUACCUGAUCAUCAAAACAGGGUAUUCUCCAAUUCAAUUGCGACAAGAUCCAAGCAAGGCCAGUGGUCACGUACACUGUGAAGCAGGGCGCAAGUGGAUCAAGUCGAAUGAAACCAAAGGGGACGCCAAAUAUGAAAAGGUGUCACACCUCGCUAGACCGACACUUGACACAGGGUCUCAACGUAGCACUAUUCAAUGCAGCACAUACAAGCCCAGCACGAAAGGACAAUCACACUGUCAGGGCCACACCAGGCAGGUGGCUCUCUCCUGACCUCUCCGUGACCACCGUUUUUGAUGAGCAUUAGCUCCUCCAUGGCAAUCGAUGAUGAGCCACAAGAAAUAUUGGUGAACAAAACGAAUGAUGCUAUCAGGUACGCUGAACAACUCGCGAGCUCGCUGUAUCAAGACAAAAGGCUAUCGAUGCGAGAUCCGACUACCUCAGCCGGAUCGCUGCGAGAUUAUAGCCUCGGACCGGGUUCUAUUUUGUUUCCUGUUUACCAAGACCCAAUGAUACAGGCCCAUAUCGACCAGCUCCAUGAAGCGGUAGGAUCUAUUCCAAAUAUGAGAUUUGGUUCAACGUUAUCACAUUGCAGAUGGAAACGCGGGGGGUCUAGGACGUGUUCCUGUCCCAGCUGCGACAGGAGGGCCAAGUCCACCUGAUCCACCUGACGACGAUGACGAUGGAGACGAGGACGACGAAGAAGAACCAUCCGAUGAUGAUGAUGAUGAUCGCCGUCGUGGCAGAACGUCAUCACGAAGAAGAAGAUCGAGAGAUCGCAGAGAUCAUGACAGUGGUCGACCAAGGAUAUCACGGAAGGAAGCCCAGAAGGUCAACGUGCCUCCAUGGCCGAAGAUCACGAAGCUGGACAACUGGAAGAUGGCGCUCACACCAGCGCCUCAGCGGACCCUGGUUUUGAAUUAUGGAUGUCAUGGGUGGGAUGUACUUUCGUGGUGAAUCCUGAUCUUGAGCUUCUAGCCGAUUCGGGAGGAGAGCGAUUUGCGAUGAUGGAUAUCAAACUGGCACUUUCGCUCCAGACGAUGCUCAGGAGUGCACCAGACGAUACCAUUGAACAUCUGAUCAGACUGGAAUACCCAGGGAACAAAAACAUGUCCGUGUUCCGCAACAAAUGGUAUGACACCUUGCUCAACCUGAGAAAGGAGGAUACACCCAGAGAGAUUACGCUCCGGGACAUCCUGUAUUGAAGGAGAAGUCAGUCAAGAACCUGCUGAGCGGCAACAAGAAUGCGGCACCGGCAGAAAAGGAAAAGGCAAAGGGAAAAGGAAAAGGAAAAA